CAAGCACAAACGGUCGUUCAUAGUGGCCAGCUGCUGUCAUGCCUUAGAAGGGUCGUAGAAGAAUUUAGCCGUCUCGCACGUGGAGAGAACCGUUCAUCGUGGAAUUCGGAGUUCGGGUCACAGAACCGUUGCAAACAGCCUUCACACGCAUGUCGAUGACCCGAAUUUUCGAGAAGUGAAGGGCACCUUGUGCGUGCAUCUGUCUCCCUCCGUGGGUACCUGUCGUGAUUUCUUUCUCUUCUAUCACAAAGCCAUCUAUACCUGGGUUAAGCGUUUUCAGUACUCUAGAUGGCUGGCCUCAUCGAUAACGACGAUUCUCUGGAAGAAGGUCGUUCCUUACUUCGUACCAAUGUUUUUAAUCUUGAGAACUUAUUAUUUCCUAAUCAUAAUGCCGCCAAUCCUGCUUCGUCGACACUUUCGGAUUCCAGAACACCAAGGACAACUGCCCCUCGAGAUGCACUCGUCACCAUGCCUCCAAGUGUUCUCGAACUUCGACAGAACAACCCCCAAGACUGCUCAAACCUCAUCGCGGCCUCCGUCGACAGAGCAACGGUCGAGAUCUCGAGAACUAUCAUAGCCCUAAACGCCACUUUCUCCCAACAGCUUCAACAAGCAUCGAUAUCCGCUUCCAAUGGCAUCAAAUCAGCACAGAACUCAGCUACCUCAACCAUCCAGGUUGUUGUACUGAGUGCUAGCAGCGCCACAUCCUCUGCAUUUUCCAGUCUCACCAUCGCCAACUUAGCAGUAACAAGUGCGAACUUUGCCUUGACAAACGCGCAGUCGAGCGCCAGCACUGUGAUCGCUGCUGCAAAUUCGAGCUUGACACUGGCGAACUUGGCAGUGACGAGUAUCUCGUCGGCCUCCAGCAGCGAUGUGUCGACCCUGAGUUCGAGUCUAUCCCAGCUGCAAGCUAGUCUGACUUCUGUUCAGUCUUCCACAUCUGCUGCCAUAGCGGCAGCCCAGUCAGCACUUGCAUUUGCUACCGGAUCGGCAGCAGCGCAAGCUUCAUCCAUCUUGGCAUCUGCAGCUAGAGCAACUUAAGGCUUAACUACCAUUGCACCACUGGUGAGUUCAAGCUACCACGUUGUCAAUAUAUUCAAGCAAAG
Molecule: messenger RNA, 1106 nt
Organism: Hyaloscypha bicolor E
Lineage: Eukaryota; Fungi; Ascomycota; Leotiomycetes; Helotiales; Hyaloscyphaceae
Exons: 2
Coding region: 289-1041 (250 amino acids)
Source: RefSeq, a predicted model, not a curated record